This is a messenger RNA of Amblyraja radiata (thorny skate), 3784 nucleotides long. Its product is annotated as (E2-independent) E3 ubiquitin-conjugating enzyme FATS. Gene Ontology annotation, biological process: regulation of centriole replication. The transcript is spliced from 10 exons. Gene Ontology annotation, molecular function: microtubule binding. The coding region runs from base 292 to 2823 and encodes 843 amino acids. Gene Ontology annotation, cellular component: centrosome; cytosol; centriole. The record is from RefSeq and is a predicted model, not a curated record. Lineage: Eukaryota; Metazoa; Chordata; Chondrichthyes; Rajiformes; Rajidae.
CGUAAUCAAUCCUGAAGCAAGCAAACAGAUUGGGUUACAAAGCUUCAUCGUGUUAUAAAACAUUUAUUUGCAUCAACUGUUUUCUCAAACAAGAGUAAAAAAACCCAGCCUGCAUUGGAAAUUAAGGUGCUUCAAAUGUUGCUGUUCUGUAACUGGAUUUGACAUGUGAGCUGAGUAUCUCCCUGAAAGAUUUUACUUCCUGAUCAGAUCAUCAAAAAGCAGAAUAUGAAAAACUGUAAUAGACCUGUGAUAUUCUAAAUCGACUGAUGUUUAUUUAAUGAAUGCAAAACAAUGGAGCUGCCUAAUGAACAACUGCCUGCAGUUUACACAAGGGAAGAAAAUAAGCGCGACUACUGGGAUUAUAUGAUGUCUCAGGUGAAGAUUUUGCCAUCAAGGCUUUUUGCAGCAAACAGUAGUUUGGAAAACAUUUCAUUGCAGGCUCAAAAGAUACAAAGAAGGGUCACAGGGGACUCUAAAAAAAGAGCUGCUCCACCAGCUUCACGGACUGCAUCAAUGCCAGAGCUGUCUAGUGAAUACAUUACACACACAGCAAGCCCGAACAACCAGAAUGUAAAUGACAGACUUGGCUACGGAGAAAGACAUAAUCAGUAUGUUUCAGGUUCUACAAAGUGUAUGUCUAACUUGAACCAUUUAGAUAAUCCUUUUACAACAUGUGCCCGGAGAACACAAGAUUCCCCGUCUUACAGUACAACCAAUGUUGAAAUUGAUUUUGGUGCAAGAACUGAGAAAGUGCAAAUAAAAGACUCCUGCAUGCAUAGGAAGGAGUAUGUUAUGCUGGUCACAUCUGAUACUGUAAAAUACCAUCAAUUACCCAAGCGAGGUAUUGUUGCAAUUUAUAUCAUCAAUGAACAACAUGAUAAUGAUGCAUCAACACUACAUUGCAUAGAGAAUGAGAAAAUCAAUGAUCUCUUUGCAUCGGUCCCAAUUCAAAAAGUGAAAAGUAGAUUGAUGACCAGGAAUGCAGAUCAAGUUCUUGAAGGUUUAUCUGAAGAAUUUGAGAAUAAUCCGAUGCGUUAUAUUUCUAUGAAACAUCCUCAUUCCAAUGCAGCCAAAUCUGAGCAACAUACGACAUCCAACAAAUCAAAAGAAAAGGAUUCAUCAUCUUUAAUCUCACUGAUAAUCAGAGCGGAAGCACAAAAAGAUUACUGUGCUCUGCCUGUUUGUUUACAGCAUUCCAAGGGUGAAAGCUCCCAGGAAUCGUUAAAAUAUCUAAAUACAUUUCUCAGUAGCACACCACGCACUACACUGCCGACAGGGUCAGCUGCAGAAAGCAUUCUCGUGUCCACUGUUCAUGGCAGAAAAGCUAAAAUCUCGACUAGGUCCAGGAAUGGGUUUUCUUCUAUUACUAUCACUGCCCGAAGAAUGAUGAGCCCAGCUAAUAAGCUUUCAAAGCUAACUGUCAGUGCUUCUGCAAAUGAGAAAAAUGCAACUCAACAUGAAAGAUCUGUGAGUUCUGGAGGUAUUGUGCACAUUCAUUCCCACACAGAUAACAUCAAUGAGUUCCCAUGCAAUGGAUAUAGUGUUGAAGAGGAGAGUUCCCAGUCUCAGUCACUGUUGUUUUCAAUAGGAGAUAGCGUAAGCUCUUUAAAUAUUGAUCGCAAGCAUCAUGAAACCUUGCUACCAAGCAACUAUGAAGACAAGACCCAUCUUCCUUCUCAGCAGUUUCAUUCUGUUGUAUCCUUUGUACAUUUCAUAGUCACACCACGGUGUUUUAGCAGCACUUGCUACUUAGACAAAUCACUUUUGAUUGAUCUUUGCUCUCUUACAAAUCGCAAUGGAUGUGGAUUAAUACAAAAAUCAUCUUUGUCCUUAAAACUAAGCUGCACUUCUUCUAAAUCAUCAGCAGAUGGUGGUGAUGGCAUGUUUAAAUUAAUUUCAUUCAUCAGACGCUCAAAACAAGGAGUUGCUUACAUUAUGAUGGAUAAGGAAUACCCAGAUAUAUCCUCCAGAGCCAGAGACAUCAUUCCACGACAAUCAUCAGCUGCCCAGAAAGUUUCUAAAACUGCAAACCAAUAUAAUGGAGAUUUAAUGUCUAAUGGAAAAGAAACUCAAGGCUCACCCAAAAAGUCUGCUUACCUAUUUAUUUAUCUUUCAAACAUGAAUAAAGGAACAAAUUACUUCAUAACUGAACAUAAAUAUAAACCAAAUCAUCGUGAAAUGCCUAGUCCUAUCUCUGACCUCAUUGGGAAAUCAGCUGAUGUGAAAUUUUCCAACAGUCAUGUUGAUUUAAUGGGAAAGAGGAAACGCACUUUGAAACAAAGCCGAGAGAAAUCCACCCUCAGCAUGACGGCAAAGUCUACAGGGUCCUCCACUGAAAAUCAAGGGGAAGAUACUGAGACCAACCUGUCAGAGCGCACCACAGUGCGUGAGAAAGCCUUGUCAGACAUGCUCACACUGCGGGAGGCACUGAAACUAUACAAGCCAGAUUUUAUCUUUCAAUCACAAAAGCGUUUGCAAGAGCUUGAAAUUAAGGCAACGCAGAGGAGAGUUCAGAUGCAUGAAUGCAGACUGCAACAAAGGAAAAGAAUGGGACCUCGCGUACAAACUAUACCUUUACCUAAUCCAUUAAAAAAACGUCAGUGCACCACACCGCAUCCUCUGAGUGAUAAUCUACACAAACCCAAGGGAAGGAUUAUUCCAGAGAAGGAAAUGCAGAUGAGGUCCAAAAGAAUUUAUAACAAGCUGCCAGAGGUUAAAAUGAAAAAGGAGGAAGAGAAAAAGAAAGUUGUUUCUCAAACAAACCGAUUACGAGCUAUGGUUUAUAAAAAGAAAUUGCUUGACCAGGUACGACAGAAACAAUAACAAUUUUCAGGAAGCAUCAUGAAGAACUUUACUGAGGCUACCAGAGAAAUGGUGUAAUUAGCUACUGCAAUUAAUAAACUGUUAAUGUCUGAAACCAUUUAACUUUUCAUGAAUUUGCAUUGUUUCAUGUUUUGACAGGUAUUUGUUCAUUAUUAUUGAGAAGAACUUGCACCUAGGUCCAUUGACGUAUUAGACAUAAUUACAAUUCCAUCAGGAACAAUGCGUAUUUAGCAGCUCAGGAAUAUCAUUGUGUAUUGCCUGCAGGAGGAGAGGAUUCACUUUUAUGGCAAGUUUGCAUAUUGAGCAAAAUAUGGACGUCUAGAAUCUUUGUGGCAUCUCGAACAAACAACUGUACAAACAGAUGAGUGUGUGGACAUUGUGAGAGGAUAGGGCAACAAUUACCAUUUUAGCCCAUUAAAUUACAGUGUUAGGGAUUUAUUUAAGCUUUUAAUCGUAAAUAGGUCAGAACAAAAUCAUUAUAAAAUAGAGGAAUUAUAUGAGUUUUACAUACUAAUCCUUCCAAAUCUUUUGGUUUUGUCAUACUUACUUUUUGAAUAACUACACGCAGCAUUGCUAUAAAGACAAACUAUUUUUAAAUUGUGUGUAUUUGAGUUCACGUGUUAAGGCAGUGCUGCUAUUUUUUAAACUCAUUUUGUAAUGAUAUGGUGCAAUAAUUAUUAAUAAUUAUAUUUUAAAUGGAAAUUACUAAAACAAACUAUAAAGGAUGUUCAAAUUUAGUAUGCAUGAUAUGCAAUUUUAAACUGCCCGCAGUAUAUGACUAGGUAGUUUAAAACUGCACAACUAAUCAAAAUGAAUGACCAAUUUAGUUAUCUAUUUGAAUGUAUUGAAUUCAAAGGUUGUCCAUUAUCAGGACAAAUUGUUACAUUUUAUUAAUAAUACUAAAUAAGAAUAAAUCUUGAGGAAUUUCCAAUUUAUGUUUGUUUCUUGUGUUUAGAUCAGU